CAUUUGAAGGCAAAAUGUUUACAAUUUGGGAACGGAACCUAAACGGCAGAAUCAAAUGCUGAAGCAGUUAUAUAAGGUAUCUGUAGCCGUUUACCGAUACAUUCACAUGAGCUGGGAGGGCAGCAUGCUAAUGUAUCAGAUAGCAUACAUGUUUGGUAAAACCUCCUGGCACUCUCCUCUUCUUCACCUGUCAGGAACCAGGCUUUCUCAUGCAGAGGAGGAGGAGGAUGAAGAAUCGGACAGACUAUCUUUUUCUGACCAGUGGGCAUCUUCAAGUGUGCCUGGAAAACUAAAUUUGGCCAUAAGAAAAAUCCUUGGUGUAAAAGCUGUCACCCUGUCCACAGGUUUGUCUGUGGGUGUGUUUUUCCUGCAGUUCCUGGAGUGGUGGUAUUCCAGCAAAAACAAUGCACCAUCUCUGUUGGCCCUGCCUAUACCUGAUCCCCUAAAGGCUGACAGAGAUUUAAUUAAAACUUCACAUGAUGUUUGUCCAUUGUGUCUGAAAACUCGCACAAACCAUACAGUACUUUCAACAUCUGGGUUUGUGUUCUGUUAUACCUGUAUCUAUGAUUACAUCAAACAGCACCAAUGUUGUCCAGUCACCAGCUAUCCAUCCAGACAGCAGAACCUAAUCAAACUGUACCCUCCAGAUUCCUGAACUAGAUCCGAAUGUGAAAUCCAUGUCUAUUUGGCUGUGAUAGAUCUCAAGGGUCAGAGUUGAGAUAGAUGAAGUAAUUGACUUGUGUGAAUGUUGGACAUGUAUAAUUUGCAUCUAAUCUUGCAGAUGGUGAUAUGCUUUAAGCAUCCACUGAACUUUACACUUCUGCUAUCAUAACUAGUUUAUUUGUACUCAGAAAUCAAGGCUAGUAUCCAAUUUCAGAUCAAAUUAUUAACAGGUAUCUGCAAAUUAAAGGUGUUGCUCAACUUGAUAAAAUGUUGAAUGUAGUUGACUUUUCUAUUUAUCAUAAUAUAUUUUCAGUGACAGCUAGUCACCAAAUAUCAGAUAAUCAUUACAUAUAAUAGGAAGAUAAAAGUUUUCUUUUGUCUGAAAAAGAUUUUAUUAAUUUAUUAUUACAUCAGUGAUUAAUGUAAAAGUGAUGUCAUCACAGAGAACGACGAAGUAUGUUUUAGAGGUAAAUGAUUUCAGUGUUGUUUGUUAAUACUCAGUUUUUGGAAUCGAGAGUUGUUGAUAUUGAGGAAGAUUUGCUACUACAUGUAUGUGUAUUAUGUUUUCAGGUUUAUUAAGAUUUAUAUACAGUGAGUAUGAAUUAAAUCCUGAAAAUAUA
Messenger RNA from Ostrea edulis (European flat oyster), 1283 nucleotides. RefSeq names its product peroxisome assembly protein 12-like. The record is from RefSeq and is a predicted model, not a curated record. Gene Ontology annotation, molecular function: protein binding; zinc ion binding; ubiquitin-protein transferase activity. Gene Ontology annotation, cellular component: peroxisomal membrane; peroxisomal importomer complex. Gene Ontology annotation, biological process: protein monoubiquitination; protein import into peroxisome matrix. Lineage: Eukaryota; Metazoa; Mollusca; Bivalvia; Ostreida; Ostreidae.